This is a messenger RNA of Passer montanus (Eurasian tree sparrow), 2083 nucleotides long. RefSeq names its product NGFI-A binding protein 2 (gene NAB2). NCBI's taxonomy places the organism in Eukaryota, Metazoa, Chordata, Aves, Passeriformes, Passeridae. The coding region runs from base 538 to 1947 and encodes 469 amino acids. Gene Ontology annotation, molecular function: transcription coregulator activity; transcription factor binding. Gene Ontology annotation, biological process: negative regulation of DNA-templated transcription. Gene Ontology annotation, cellular component: nucleus. The transcript is spliced from 6 exons. The record is from RefSeq and is a predicted model, not a curated record.
GGUGGGCUCGGGGCGCUGCAGGGCACCGGGCAGGGGCGGGGACGCUGGGGGAGGAUGGCCCUGGUGGGACCGGGGUGGGGAUGGGGGCACCGAGCGGGGCGGGGUCACCAGGGGAGGAUGGCCCUGGUGGCAUCCACAGGGGACCGCAGGGCAGGGCAGGGCAGGGGGGAUGUUGGUCGUGGUGGGAUCGGCACUGGCACAUCACCCCGGGGAUGGGGGGCUGGGGGAAGCCCCCAGAUGUAUGUCGUGCCCCAUGUGAGGACCUGGCAUGGGGUGGGGCACAGCCCGAGGUAGGGGCUGGGGUGAGGGUGACCCCACUCGUGUCUGUGCCAUGUCCAGGGGCUGUGGCUGCGGGGACCGUCCCAGUUUGGAGCACAUGGGUGCCCCGUGGGGUUUAGGGACACUGGAGCACCCAUACACAGGAAUGCUCCCUCUGCCCUGUACCCCCAAGGCCUAAGGGUGGGGAGAGGCUUUCUCCCGCAUGUCCGUCCAUCCCGGUGGUGAGUCCGUCUGUCCUCUGUCCACCGCAGGCUCGCCAUGGCCCUGCCCCGCACGCUGGGGGAGCUGCAGCUGUACCGGGUGCUGCAACGCGCCAACCUGCUGGGCUACUACGAGACCUUCAUCCAGCAAGGGGGGGACGACGUGCAGCAGCUCUGCGAGGCGGGCGAGGAGGAGUUCCUGGAGAUCAUGGCGCUGGUGGGCAUGGCCACCAAGCCCCUCCACGUCCGCCGCCUCCAGAAGGCCCUGCGCGAGUGGGCCUCCAACCCGGGGCUCUUCAGCCAGCCCGUCUCGGCCGUCCCGGUCAGCAGCAUCCCGCUCUUCAAGCUCUCCGAGGCCGGCGGGCGCAAGGCGCUCAGCAACGGGCACGCCAGCCCCGGCGAGGCCGCGGGCAAGGGGGGUGGCAGCGCCGGGACGCCCCCAGCCCGCAGCCCCACGGAGCCAGGGGAGAAGCUGUCGCCGUCAGCGGCUCCGCCGUGGCCGGGGAGGAGCACCCCCGAGUCGGAGGGCGGAGGGGAUGAGGAGCCGGGGGGUCCCCCCUUCUCCCCGGGCGGGAGCAGCGGGGAGCAGGCGGUGGGCACGGAGCUGGAGCCGGAGUUGGCACGGACGGUGGUGGAGAGCGUGGAGAGGCUGCUGCAGAGCUGCCCCCGGGGCGGCGAGGCCGAGCUGAGGGCGCUGAUGAAGCUCAACAAGAAGCUGGCCAAGGCUGUGGGGCACAUCUUCCAGCUGGAGGACGGUGACCGGCAGAAGGAGGAGGAGAUCCGCCGGCACAGCGCGAUCUACGGCCGCGGCGAGGCCCGGCGCCGCGAGGGCAAGCAGCUCACCCUGCACGAGCUCAUCAUCAACGAGGCGGCCGCCCAGUUCUGCCUGCGGGACAACUCGCUGCUGCUGCGGCGCGUCGAGCUCUUCUCGCUGUCGCGGCAGGUGGCACGGGAGAGCACCUACCUGUCCUCGCUCAAGGUCGCCAGGGCCCAUCCCGAGGAUGGCGGUGCCGUCGUGGCCAAGCGGCUCAAGCAGGAGGCGGGAGAGCAGAGCCGCCCGGAGCUCCUGGCGCUGCCGGUGGGGCUGGAGCCCCCCGGGGCCGGGUACCGAGCCAGCUUGGAGGAGGACACGGGCAGCCUCUCCGGGGAGAGCCUCGACGGCCACUUGCAGGCGGCGGGGGCCUGUCCCCGGCUGACCCCUCCGCCCGGUGCGGCCCCGGACGUGCCCCUCGGCCUGGCGCCCCACGGGCUCUGGAGCCGCCACAUCCUCCAGCAGACGCUGAUGGACGAGGGGCUGCGCCUGGCCCGGCUGGUGUCGCACGAGCGCGUGGGGCGGCUCAGCCCCUGCCUGCCGGGGAAGCCCCCGGGACCAGAGUUCGAGGAUGGGCUGGCGGAACGGGGUCCUGCGGCCCCCCCAGACCCCCCUCGGGGUACAAUCAAAGUGGAGCAGGAGACCAGCAGGCAGUGAGGCCCCCGUAGCCCCCCCGCCACCAUUAACGAAGCAAUAACGUGCUGGGGGACGGGUGCGGCGGCGCUCCGGGCCCGGGGAGCUUGGGGAUUGGGGCGGGGUGGGGGUCUCAACCACAGCCCCCCCCCGCCCCCCC